GUCACGUGACUGAUAUUCCAUCCUCGCCAUUUUGCAAUGUGGGAGAGAGGGAGGCCACUUUUUUUUUCAUGGUUAACGAAUAACACAAAGCAAUUUUAUGUGUUGAGGACAAAGAGCGUCGAGCCAUUCCGUGUCAGUCAUGGAGGAGAUCAGCAACGUAGCUGUGCUCAUCACACACUCCUCCAAUGCUGCCGCCUCCUCCACCUCCAUGCCAUCAGCACUAGGAUCAUUUUCCCAAACCCAAACACAGCAAGUGGUUGAGGAGGACACCUCACAGAGUUUUCAACAGAAACAAGCAGCAGAUUCUCUCAUCCAGGUCAUUGAGAAACUCAGCAAAAUUGUGGAGAAGCGGCCCCAGCGGCGCUGUAACUUUGUAGGACAGAAAAGAGCAAUCCAACAUGCUGCUGCUGUGGGGGGUGGAGGAGGUGUGGAGGUGAUGAGGGGGAGCAGGGGAGUUUCUCCCUUGAAGAAAAUUAAGAGGAACUUGAAGGAGCAAGAAAGUGUAGAGGAUGUGAUAUUAGAUGGCAGCAUGGCCGAGGUCGCUCACUCUUCACCUGUGUCAGGUGACAGUAACAACAACAUCACCUCCAUGGUAACGAAGGUAGCCAACAACCCCAACAACAGCGACCACAAGAGGACAGUAACAUGCUAUCAGUGUAGCCUGUGCCCCUAUCUCUCCCAAACACUGCCCCUGCUGAAAGAGCACCUGAAACAACACAAUGAGCAGCACAGUGACCUCAUCCUCAUGUGCUCCGAGUGUCGCUUUACAUCAAGAGACCAGGGGCAGCUGGAGGAGCAUGUUAGGCUGCACUUCAACAACGAUGACAACCUGAAGAGGAAUCCUACUCUUUCGGAUACUUACAUUGAGGGCAUGGACGAGGUUUUGAGAAAGCAAGAUGAGGACUGGACUGGGAACAGUGACAGUAUAGGAACCGAGGUGAUCAAAGGCCCAGUGGACAGUCCCAAGGAGUUAUCACAGAAGAAGAAAUGGUAUAGCUAUGAGGAGUAUGGAUUGUACCGCUGCCUGAUCUGCAGCUAUGUGUGCAGCCAGCAGCGAAUGCUAAAGACCCAUGCCUGGAAGCACGCUGGCCUGGUCGACUGCUCUUACCCCAUCUUUGAAGAUGAAGACGGGAUUCUCACGAGGAGAGAGACCCAGGCUGCAGCUAACACUGUGGGAAGCAGAGAGGACAUAGUCGUUCUUUCUCCAGUUCUUCAAGAUAAAAACCUGCAAAAGCUCCCCACCGCCUUCAAGCUCCAGCUGUUUGCUAGUCCAUUGGCUGUUGAGAACAAAGGGGACGUAUUGACUCAUCCGAUUGCUGAUCUCAAUGAGAAUCCAAAAAUAGCAGCAAAAGAAGAGCAAAGCGAGUACCCCAUGAAAGACCUGGCCUCUGAGGAGCCAAUGGUGGAGGUCCAGGUGACAACAGAGGCAGAGUCUGAGGUAGAGAUCGAUAGUCACCAUGACAGCACCUCUAUUACAGACAGCUUACUGUCAUCAGCUCAGAAGAUUAUCAACAGCAGUCCCAACAGUGCUGGCCAUAUCAACGUGAUUGUAGAACGCCUUCCCUCCGCUGAAGAUUCAGGGAUGGCAACUAACCCACUCCUUCUCAGCCCAGAUGUGGACAGGGCCAAGAAUAUACUGGAUCCAGAGGAGGAAGAGCAGGAUCAUGUGGUAGCAGUAGAGGAUGAUGUGAACCCUGGCUCCAGUACAGGUAGCAUUGCUGACAGCCAGCCAGAAGGAGGAGCUAAUAUUAAGUCCGGUGGUGCUGUAAGUAGUGAUUCUCCACGAGAUGAAAACAUCCCCCCUGCUGGUCGCAAGAGGACACAUUCUGAGUCCCUCCGCCUGCACUCUCUGGCUGCCGAGGCCCUGGUAGCAAUGCCUAUGAGGACACCCGAGCUCCCAACCUCCAGCACCAAGGUAAACCUGAAGACAUUUACAGCCCAGGCACAAAGCCAAAACACAGGCCAGAAACUGGUAGAGGUGACUGCAGCUGGACAGAAGGUUUCUGACGUAGGGACAACAGGCCUGAUGGACUUGGAUCUUCAGAGCAAGGGCAGAGAAGAAGAUUUGCAGUCCCUGGGUCUUGGUGAGGGAGAUGAGGAGGGCCCUGCCACCAAAGCUGGCAUCAGCCUGUCACUGCUUACUGUCAUUGAGAGACUCAGAGAGCGCUCAGACCAGAAUGCCUCAGAUGAGGACAUCUUAAAAGAGCUUCAGGACAACGCACAGUUCCAAAAUGGAGCCAUGGCAGGUGUGGUCACAGGCAACGGAGCUGGGAGUUACAUGUGUAGCAUCCCAGGAAUGGAUGGGUUGGUUGCCUCUCCUGAUGGUGGUCUAGUGGACUACAUCCCCAGCAGUGAAAGGCCAUACCGGUGCCGCCUGUGUCAUUACAGCAGUGGCAAUAAAGGCUACAUUAAACAGCACCUUCGGGUGCACAGACACAGACAGCCGUACCAGUGUCCUAUCUGUGAGCACAUUGCCUCAGACAGUAAAGACCUAGAGAGCCAUAUGAUUCAUCACUGCAAGACCAGGAUGUACCAGUGCAAGCUGUGCCCAGAUGCCUUCCACUACAAGAGUCAGUUAAGAAAUCAUGAAAGGGAGCACCAUAGCUUCACCAGUGACGUGGCCGCGCUCACACCGGUCACUGAAACCAUGGCCACUGUUGAGGAAGUUGAGCGGGUAACUGAUGAAGAAUGUGGUGUGCCGAAGAUGUAUAAAUGUGAUGUGUGCGACUACACCAGCUCUACAUAUGUUGGAGUGAGGAAUCACCGGCGGAUUCAUAACUCUGACAAGCCUUAUCGGUGCUGCAGCUGUGAUUUUGCCACCACCAACAUGAACAGCUUAAAGAGCCACAUGAGGAGGCACCCUCAGGAGCACCAGGCCAUGCAGCUCCUGGAGCAGUACAGGUGCUCUCUGUGUGGCUAUGUGUGCAGCCAUCCACCAUCACUCAAAUCCCACAUGUGGAAGCACGCCGGAGACCAGAACUACAACUAUGAGCAAGUGAACAAAGCCAUUAACGAGGCCAUCUCCCAGAGCAGCCGAGCUCCUCAGAAGUUGUCUGCAGUGCUGGAGUCAGGGGCAGAGAGCCCUGCAGUCACCCAAACCUCAAAGCACAAAGCAAAGGGCCCAAUUGAACCACUGCCAACGCCCACAUCUACAACAACGACGACGACGGCUGUGGACAGCUCAGGGAGCCUGCCCACACCCACCACAGACCCUUCACAGUGGCCUGGUGACACCCCAAGCCCCCAGGGGAAGGACCCCGCACAGCUCCAGUCUCAGGCCCAGAGCCAACCACGCACAGGCCAGCCACCCAUGGAGUACUGCGUGCUCUUGUUCUGCUGCUGCAUCUGCGGCUUCGAGUCCACCAGUAAGGAGCGGCUGAUGGAUCACAUGAAGGAGCACGAGGGAGACAUCAUCAGCAUCAUCCUUAACAAGGAGCAGCAACAACCAGAAGCCCAACCAGGCCUCCAGACAGCAGAGUGAGCUGUGCCCUCAAUCCUUCUCUUUUUAUUAAUGCUCACCCUGCACUCUUGCCAUGAUCCGCUGCCCCCAGAAGUAUUUCAUUAUGUUUCUUUACCCCUGGUUAUAGUGGAUUUCUGCUGUAACCAUUACACAUUCACUGUACCUGAGUUAAUUGUCAUCAGAAUGUUCUGUCAGGUAGGUGUGGUGUAAAAGGUUACAUCUGUGAGACUGCAGUAACUACAAGGCACACUCCUUUAACAGCGGUAGAGAAAAAAAUAUGAAAUUACUUGCCUUUUGGUGAUCCUUGUUCUUUUUUUCUUUCUUUUCUUUAUUUUUACACUUUUCUUUUUAAUGUUAUAAGCCGUUGCUAUUUAUGUCAAAUAAUUUGACAUUAAAGAGACACAAAAUAUGUCUGCAGGAAAGUAAAUAAGUUUUCAAUGAACAAGCCCGAGCUCUAACCCAAGUCUGACUUUUCACUAUACAGGGACAAGUUCAUACCUCACAAAACCAAUCAAUCCCUCACCAGAAAUGGACAAAAAAAAAAAUUCACAUAUUUUCCAGUUUAAUUCAUAUACUGACCAUGAGGCAGCUCUUUUAUUGCUACUGUUGUAUUUAAUGUAUUUAAUCCAACACAGUUGAGGCUUGAGCAGGUACAUGUGCAAACUCAUAGCAUGUAUCACAGCUUUAAUACAAUUUCAUAUUUAUCAGUUUAUUUUUAUGCAUGUUAGUUUCCGUUAUACCAAUUUAAAGAAGCAAAUGAUCAUUUUAAAAAAAACAUUUUUUGUUUGUAUGAGUGACUGUAAUUUUAUUUGUUGGCUCGUUUAUAAAGCUGUGUCUUGAGAGGAGAAAGUAAUAGUUCUCAAAGGAGUGGAAGGUGACCAGGGCAAAGUAGAAAUUGGUCUUUGAUCGACUUGAUUGUAAUCUACUGCCGUCAGAGGUAUUGGUAUUGGGCAUGUCGACAAAAGGAAUGAUAAAAAGGGAAGAUGGCAUUGGUUGGACUUUAAUUUUAAUUGAAUGGUGCCUAGAUAUUUUAAAGCAGGGAUAUGUUGUAUUAAAUCAGACACGCCUGUUUUACUUGUGAUUGUGGUGCUCGACUCACUUUAAAAGAUAAAUUCACCCAAAAAUUAGAAUGUACUAUAUGCUCACCCCCCCGGCUAAGGGCAGGUAGGGUGAAGAUUCGUAGUCUGCAAAAAAUUUCUGAAGCUUCGAGACAAAACCUUAAACACAACAAACAUAAAAUGGCGCCAUCCAGCAUUAUCAAACCAUCCAAAAUCAAGCGUCAAUCACAUGCCCCAGAUUGAGACUCAAAAAAAAAAAUGUUUCUCUACAAACAGGACCUUUUAGGAUCACAUCAUCACUGUAGCUGCUGAGCUAAACGUGUUUGCCCACACCCCACUGGAAGUGGGUGCAAGAGUUCGACCCUGUGCUGGGAGUAAAUAACAUCUUUUGAAAUCACUUUGGAAACUCAGAACUUCCAGAGACUUGGACUGCUGUGAAGCUUCAGGAAUGUUAUGUGCACUAUGACACUUUCCAUCACCAUGGGGGUGAGUCAGUAAAUGAAUUUUCACUUUUGGCUGAACUUAUCCCUUUAGAGUUGUCAUGGAAGGUAUAGUCCAACUUUUUUAUAGCCCAUGCAAUUGAUGUUGUAUAUAAUACCAUUUUUAUAAUAACUUUUACUCUUUUUCUCAGUGUUUUUAAAAUAGAAAAAAAACUUUCUAGUGUCAAACACAACUUAAAAUGACUGCUGUCUCUGCUAACAAACAUGCCUGAAAUGAGAAAAGAAUGGAUGUAAAAAAUAAAUUUUGGAAGGUAUUUGAGGUUUAUAGGCGUAGUCCUCCAAUGUCUGUUCAUGUGAUUGACUGGAGGCUGGAGUGUGAUGUAUUGACGGAAAAACUCAUCACAGUUGGGUUAACUUGGAUUUGAAGAAUUAUGAAGGCUGCAUGUUCACUGUGAUGGAUUGCCUCACUGUGUGGAAAUUUAUUUUUUCAUACAUAAAGGGGAAAACAUUUAACCCUAGCGUCUGAUAUGAUGCUGACUGUGCAGAAAAAAAACAAAUGCGAGGGAGUACUGGCCCAGAUUGACUUUGACUAGUCACCCAGAUGCACGUUAGUAACAACUGAAAUAGUCUUUGCACAUUAAUAUUCAUUUAAACUGUGUCAUUCUGUCGGGAUGCAAUGCGAACAAAACGGUGCUUUCGUGUCGAUAACCAGAGAGCUUACGAGGAAAACCAUUUCCUGUUUCUGCUACAAUCUCCAGCCGCCUGAAAAACCCAUCAAAAUCGCAUCAAAAUGUUUAAAUUAACAGAAAUGUAAACAUAGAUAGAAGGUGAGGUCGAAUAACAGAUUAUUCUUUUAAAACAAACACUCUACCCAUCGAAUGUAUCAUGCAGUCCAGUCAUGCAGAACAUGCUGUGUCAACUUAAUUCAUCAGUAUGCCAUCCCUCUCGUACAUCCACACAGACAGAGGCUGAGGAAAUUAAGAUAAAAUGGAAUAUCCAUAAUUCAUGCCACCCUUCUCUGCCCGACGUAACAGCUUGAAAUUGUCUGCGUGUUUGUAGCGUAGUGGGUAAAACAAAAUUAAAUCUCUAUCUCAGAGACCUGUUACCUGGCCUGGUAUUCUCAUUAUCAAAGCACGUAAUUAUUGUCUGGCUUUUAAUUUACAACUCUGCGAGGCAGAAUUAAGGAGGACGGUCAUAUGCCUGGAUUUAAAAAAAAAAAAAAAAAAAUGAAUUAAGGGUGUGAGUUCAGUGUCCCUCCUGUCUGAUUAACGUGACUUGCAUGAAAAUGAGGAGUGAGACUAAAAGACUAGGCUGACCGAUACCACACAUAGACACAACCCAGCCCUGCGCUGUCUAGUAUAUGAAGAACUACUUCUAUUAAUCUGACAGUUUUUUUUUAAUUAUUCCACACCAUAAAUUGAUUCUGGCUAAAGGCUCCCUGUGCGGCAUUUAAACCUCUAUAGAGCUGGUUGUUAAGUGCAGAAGGGGCAACAUGGGUGACCUGAAAGACACUCUCCACACUACUCCAAUGUGCCACAGGUGGCACUAAUGUCUAGGAUUUGCAGCAAUGUGCCUGCAAAGAUGGAUGUAAACAAAUAGGGUUUGCUUAUGUUUCAUGAGAAAGUAAAUGCAGUCCAAACAUUUGUUAGAGCUCCAAAUUUUUGGUCCCUUCAUUCAAAGGCCUCAUUUGCACCACAUGCUACCUUUUUUCCAUGUAUGGUGUCAAAUAUUAGUUAGCAUUAGCGUUAGACUAGAAGGCAACUGAGCCUAUUCCACAAGCAGUCAGGUCAUCCCAAAAGGUAGAUUAAAACAAAGGUGGCAGUAAAAUUGCUACCCAAACUGCAAACACCCAUCACAGUUUACAAGCAGACUUCCUGGUUCAGCUGACUCAGUGCAACUUGCUGUUUCAGGUACGCUCCUAUUUUAAGUUUUAGUUUUGACAUAUUUCUAAUCUGUUUUGCCCCAUUGUGCUCUGUUGCUCUUAUUCUCCUCCACAUUGUUAGAUCUCCCUAUUAAAAAAAAGACCAAAUCCAGCAAUGCAAUAAUCCAUCCAUGAAUAAUUUCCAGCCUUUCCAGCAUGUGUUAUGAGUAAUGUGGAAGCAGGUCAUUCAGGCUAGCAUCAUGGCUCAUUGAUGUGUUUUUAAAGGUUUUUGGACAUCAGUGGAGCCCUAUGGCACAGAGGAAUAAGUUAGACCAGGCUUCAGAAGCAAACACAGUACCUGUUAGCAGGACCAGUUCCAGAUUUGAGUCUUUCUAUGAUAGUCGUUGAAAAUCAGAAAAAUAAAUAUCACCAGAUUUAUCCUUAAACUGUGGUUUACACAGUAUUAUCAUAACCAACUAAAAUGAUGGCAAAAGCAGCAAAAUCAGCAUCCUAGUAGUAAUGAACUCUUUGAACUAAGUGACCGUGCAGUGCAUUUGCUAAUUUAGAAUGUCAAAAUAACUUGAAAUCCAAGCACUGCGGUGUCAGUCAGAACAUGCACCAAGGCCUUUUAUUCUGCGUUACAGAAAAGCUAAUGAUAUUAUUUAAAGUACAACACAAUUAUUUAAGAUAUUUUCAGGAUCUAAGCUGAGUCACCAGCAUGUGAAGACAAAAAAAAAAAAAAAAAGAAAAUAUUCAAUCAAAAUGUGUUGGAAUAAGUGAAAAUUUCACCCAACGGCUGGGAAAUGCCUCUUGGGUCAUUUUCCUGAUGGUGGAUGGAAAUGGGUCAAGUGGGAUUUUGCAGGCUGUGAUGCAUCCCAUGUGAUGUCACAAAUUGAAAAGUGUGUCAACACAGACAGCAGACACUGCAAGGAGGGAGAGGAUGUGUCUGUUUACCUGUUUCUGAGCAUCUGUACAUUUGUGCCAUAUUUCAAAGCAAAAAUGUGUCUUUCGUUUGAGUUUUAUUGUGCCUUUUGGUUCAUGGUGUUGUGUUGAAACUACAGUUUUAAACUCUGCCAAAACUUCACUCAGUUAUCACAUGUACCAGGAGAGCCAUACUUUGAUUUGGGCGCAAAAUAGUGGUGGCAAAAGUCUUGAUAUCUGUGACGAUGCUGGUUAUUAUUUGAACACCUCAGUAUAUUUUCCAUAGAUCCAAAUCCACAACGGGGUUUCAUGCAGCAGUUUGGGGGACAUGGAUAAAGAACAAAGAAUGUGAAUCCGUCUUUUCUCAUAUUACUAGCUAUUUUAACUAGAAAUGAGCUCAAACACUUGGUACUGUAUUUUAAGUGUGUACAUUUUGUAGAUGAAGACUGCAGAACCUUAAAACUGACUUUAAAAAAAGGAUAAUAUCUAUUUUUUUGAUGAUCUUUUAAAAAAAUUAAAAUAAAACAAAAAAAAAAGAACAAUUAAGAUUAAAAAAAAAUAAACUAAAGUUUCUGAUUUAAUUUAGGCUCUGAUCUUAUUUACUCCCAGUCUAUUUGAGGUAACUGACAGUGUUAAGCUAAAUACAGCUAAAUGAGCUGCAUGUAUUUAAACCAAAGGAGGUGGAGAAGAUUUAACAUGUCUGUCCUCAUCAGUGUAUUUUUGCUCAUGUUUUGUAUGUUCAACGUGGAGUUGUUUCAGACAGCAGUGUGAUGCUUGCUUUUUGUUUAUUUAUUUUUAGAACAUCUUAGGCUUUAUUAUAUCACUACUUUACCAUUGUAUAUUUUGGUAAUAAAGAAUGAGAAAUAAAUGAG
Messenger RNA from Acanthopagrus latus (yellowfin seabream), 8612 nucleotides. It is a transcript of the gene znf507, whose product is annotated as zinc finger protein 507. Lineage: Eukaryota; Metazoa; Chordata; Actinopteri; Spariformes; Sparidae. Gene Ontology annotation, molecular function: RNA polymerase II cis-regulatory region sequence-specific DNA binding; DNA-binding transcription factor activity. The record is from RefSeq and is a predicted model, not a curated record. Bases 140 to 3481 code for a protein of 1113 amino acids. Gene Ontology annotation, biological process: regulation of transcription by RNA polymerase II. The transcript is spliced from 7 exons.